Messenger RNA from Phodopus roborovskii (desert hamster), 2052 nucleotides. RefSeq names its product RAR related orphan receptor B (gene Rorb). Gene Ontology annotation, cellular component: nucleus. The transcript is spliced from 10 exons. Gene Ontology annotation, biological process: regulation of transcription by RNA polymerase II. The coding region runs from base 653 to 2032 and encodes 459 amino acids. NCBI's taxonomy places the organism in Eukaryota, Metazoa, Chordata, Mammalia, Rodentia, Cricetidae. The record is from RefSeq and is a predicted model, not a curated record. Gene Ontology annotation, molecular function: zinc ion binding; nuclear receptor activity; RNA polymerase II cis-regulatory region sequence-specific DNA binding.
CUGCGCUCGCUCUCUCCACCUCUCUCCUCUUUCUCUCUCGCUCCCUUCCUCUCUGCAACUGAACAGUGAAAAUUCACAUUGUGGAUCCGCUAACAGGCACAGAUGUCAUGUGAAAACGCACAUGCUCUGCCAUCCACACUGCCUUUCUUUCUUUUCUGUUUCCUUUUUUUCCCCCUUGAUCGUUCUCCCUCUUCUUUGUAACUAACAAAACCACCACCAACUCCUCCUCCUGUGGCUGCCCUUCUCCUCCUCCUCAGUCCAAGUGAUCACAAAAGAAAUCUCCGAGCCCGAGGCGGUGGCAUUUUUUUUUUAAGCAAGCACACUGGAGAGAAAGAAAAAAGAAACAAACAAACAAACAAAAGCAAAACAAAACGCGGGCACCAGCCAGCCAGAACAUUUUUUUUUCCAUCCUGCCUGAAAACAAACAAACAGCCAUCAAAAACAGUCAUCAGCAACAGCAUCAAAACUGUUAGCAUAGCGGCGGCGGCCACCGUCACGCUGUGGCCACGACGUCUGCCUAAAGGGAUGCUUGUCUCGGCAGAGCAGCUCUUCUCGGACCGUCUUCUUCCCUCGUGCUGAGCGGGAUUUUUGGGUUCUCUGGGGUUCGGGCUGGGAGCUUCAUGACUACGCGGAGCAGGACAGCGGCCACACCAUGCGAGCACAAAUUGAAGUGAUACCAUGCAAAAUUUGUGGUGAUAAAUCCUCUGGGAUCCACUACGGAGUCAUCACGUGUGAAGGCUGCAAGGGAUUCUUCAGGAGGAGCCAGCAGAACAAUGCCUCUUACUCCUGCCCAAGGCAGAGAAACUGUUUAAUUGACAGAACCAACAGGAACCGUUGCCAACACUGCCGAUUGCAGAAGUGUCUUGCCCUAGGAAUGUCGAGAGAUGCUGUAAAGUUCGGGAGGAUGUCCAAGAAGCAGCGGGACAGCCUGUACGCUGAAGUGCAGAAGCACCAGCAGAGGCUGCAGGAGCAGCGGCAGCAGCAGAGUGGGGAGGCAGAGGCCCUUGCCAGGGUGUACAGCAACAGCAUUAGCAACGGCCUCAGCAACCUGAACACCGAGGGCAGCGGCACCUACGCCAACGGGCACGUCAUUGACUUGCCGAAAUCUGAGGGAUAUUACAACAUAGAUUCUGGUCAGCCAUCUCCCGAUCAGUCAGGACUGGACAUGACUGGAAUCAAACAGAUAAAGCAAGAACCUAUCUAUGACCUCACAUCCGUACCCAACUUGUUUACCUAUAGCUCUUUCAACAAUGGGCAGUUAGCUCCAGGGAUAACGAUGACUGAGAUCGAUCGAAUUGCACAGAACAUUAUUAAGUCCCAUCUGGAGACAUGUCAGUACACAAUGGAAGAGCUACAUCAGCUGGCAUGGCAGACCCACACCUAUGAGGAAAUAAAAGCAUAUCAAAGCAAGUCCAGGGAGGCACUGUGGCAGCAGUGUGCCAUCCAGAUCACCCAUGCCAUCCAGUACGUGGUGGAGUUCGCAAAGCGGAUCACAGGCUUCAUGGAGUUGUGUCAGAACGACCAGAUUUUACUUCUGAAGUCAGGUUGCUUGGAAGUGGUUUUAGUGAGAAUGUGCCGUGCCUUCAACCCAUUAAACAACACUGUUCUGUUUGAAGGAAAAUAUGGAGGAAUGCAAAUGUUCAAAGCCUUAGGUUCUGAUGACCUGGUGAAUGAAGCAUUUGACUUUGCGAAGAAUCUAUGUUCCUUGCAGCUGACUGAGGAGGAAAUUGCUUUGUUCUCCUCUGCUGUUCUGAUAUCCCCAGACCGAGCCUGGCUGAUAGAACCAAGAAAAGUCCAGAAGCUUCAGGAAAAAAUUUAUUUUGCACUUCAACAUGUGAUUCAGAAGAAUCAUCUGGAUGAUGAGACCCUGGCAAAGCUAAUAGCCAAGAUACCGACUAUCACGGCAGUCUGCAACUUGCACGGGGAGAAGCUGCAGGUAUUUAAGCAAUCCCAUCCAGAUAUAGUGAACACACUGUUCCCUCCAUUGUACAAGGAGCUCUUUAACCCUGACUGUGCCGCCGUCUGCAAAUGAUGAGGAUGAGAGCUCUCAGU